Messenger RNA from Trichoderma gamsii, 1569 nucleotides. RefSeq names its product cytochrome P450 CYP4/CYP19/CYP26 subfamilies. The record is from RefSeq and is a predicted model, not a curated record. The coding region runs from base 1 to 1569 and encodes 522 amino acids. Gene Ontology annotation, molecular function: iron ion binding; oxidoreductase activity, acting on paired donors, with incorporation or reduction of molecular oxygen, reduced flavin or flavoprotein as one donor, and incorporation of one atom of oxygen; heme binding. Lineage: Eukaryota; Fungi; Ascomycota; Sordariomycetes; Hypocreales; Hypocreaceae. The transcript is spliced from 3 exons.
AUGCAUUUGACUCUUGCGGCGGGCAUUGUGGCCGCGGCCCUAGCGGUUGUCUACGUCUUCAACCAAAUCCGCGAGAUACUCUAUUAUAGAGCUCGAGCCAGGGAGCUCGGAUGCGAGUCGCCGCCAUGGAUGUCAACGUUUGACCCGACUGGUAUAUCAGAAUUGGUAAAAGGCGUCAAGGCGAGCCGUCAAAAGCAGUUUCCUACCUAUAUGCAGGAAAAAUUCGACCGGGAAGCAACUAAAUACGGCCGCACGAUGGGCACCUUUCGCUUUCAAUCACCCUUCUUCCGGGAAACUUUGGUAACGAUAGAACCUCGGAAUAUCCAAACGAUUCUAGCGCUCAAAUUCAAGGAUUUCGGCUUGGGUAUAAAUCGAACGGAUAACUUCGAGCCAUUGCUUGGACAUGGAAUUUUCGCCUCAAACGGCAAGUACUGGGAGCAUUCUAGAGCCUUGCUACGUCCACAAUUCAAUCGCGGCCAAGUGAGCGACCUCAGUCUGGAAGAAGACCAUGUCAGGGCUUUCAUGACAGUACUCGAUCGCCAUGUUGGGCCGGAUGGCUGGACAAGUCUGGUGGACCUCCAGCCUCUGUUUUUCAGGCUCACGCUCGAUUCCGCAACUGAGUUCCUCUUCGGGGAGAGUGUGAACAGCCAACUCGAGGAUCACCAACCUAAUUCUGAUGACGACGUCGGUUUCGCAUAUGCCUUUGAUAAAGCACAAUAUACUCUUGCCAUUGGAGCGCGACUAGGGCCACACUAUAAAUACUCUCAUACCUCCGAGUUUAAGCGAAUGGUCAAGAGUGUGCACGAUUUCGUCGACUACUUUGUUCAGAAAGCUCUUGCUGAAGGCGCCAGCGAAAAAUGGUCUACGGAUGAAGGAAGAUACGUUUUCCUCAAAGCACUGGCCAAGGAUACCCAAGACCCUGAGGAGCUGCGAUCCGAACUUCUCAACAUUUUGCUUGCCGGCCGAGAUACUACUGCUUCAACACUAGGGUUUUUCUUUUAUACCAUGGCCGACCCUCGAUACUCACACAUUUACCAACGUCUGAGAACCAUCAUCCUGGACGAAUUUGGAACAUACUCCAACCCCAGGGAAAUUACAUUCGAAAAGAUGAAGAGCUGCCAGUAUCUUCAAUGGUGUCUGAAUGAGAUCCUACGCCUCUAUCCUGCAGUCCCCAUGAAUGUUCGAACCGCCCAAGUUGACACAACACUGCCUGUUGGAGGUGGUAAAGACGGACAAUCACCAAUCUUUGUGACCAAGGGUCAAGACGUCGCCUACUCCGUUUACCUCAUGCAUCGUCGAAAAGAUCUGUGGGGCCCUGAUGCUGAAUAUUUCAAGCCCGAGAGAUGGGAAGCGCGACGACCAGGCUGGGAAUAUCUCCCGUUCAACGGAGGACCAAGAAUCUGCAUCGGCCAGCAGUUUGCACUGACAGAGUUGGGCUACGUUGUAGUCCGAUUGAUGCAGCGCAUUGACAGCAUCGAUGGAUCACAAGCUGGCCCAGUUAGCCACGGUUUAACUUUGAUCAACUCGCCCGGCGAGGGAGUCAAUCUCAAACUGCAUUUUGUCGAGUAA